AUUGGUAUCAGCUACCUCUAUCAAUUCUUUGCAAUUCUACACAACUCGCUGCUGCUUGGGCCUAUUUUUGUUUUUCUGUUCUCUAUCUUGACUUUUCUUGCUAUUUUAUCGAGAAAAAGUUCUAUUUUCUAACUCUUUCAGCUUUGGCUCACCUAGCUAUUGAUAUUAAUUUCAGUGUCAUAAUUGUCUACUACAGAAACAAAUUUUUUGACAAUUCCUAGCAAUGGAUAAUCCCUCUAAUAAGUAUAUGAAAAAUAAACUAAACACUGGCAGGUUGACUAGCACUCCUUUGAAACACUCCAAUCUUAAUUUCAACUCAAAGACUCCAAGAUCAAUGAAUCAAAAAAGGAAAUCAAAUUUAUUCAAUCAGGAAAAUCUGAAUAUCAACACAAGUUCGUUAUACAACAUCUCCGAAUUGACAGAUACAAAUGAUAUAACCUAUAAGAAAAUCCUAAACAACAAUCUUAAAGACAAGGACAACAUUCCUAUAAAUCAUGCCAAUUCAGAAAUAAUCAAAUACUUAAAUAGUUCGAUUAAUCAGGCUACAAAAGAAUUACUUUUUAAUAAAAAGCUAAACAAACAACUAGAGAAAAAAUUAGAAGACGUAAAUAACUUAAAUAAUCAAUUAGUUCUUAAACUUCAAAAAUAUAAAAAAAUCUCUCUAAAUCAACAAAAUAUAAUCGACGAUUUAUCUGAAAAAUUAAAAUCAAGUCAGAUAAAUCAAAUAAAUUCAAUAGAUUCAAAUAAUCAAAAUCACACUAAUAACGAUACUCAUAAUAACAAUACUCAUAAUAACCAUAAUAAUAAUAAUAAUAAUAAUAAUAAUAAUAAUAAUAAUAAUAAUAAUAAUAAUAAUGAUUCAGACCUAGAUUCAGAUAUUAGUUUAAAUUCGUCUAUUAACCAAUCAUUCAGUCCAAACAAUUUUCAACACAAUCAAAAUAAUCAAAAAAAUAAAAAUAAAAAUAAAAAUCAAAGUAAUAAAAGUCAAAAUCAAAAUAGAAAAUACUCUCAAUCUUCUCCUUUGAACUCAAGACAAAAUAAUAACCAAAAUUUAUUACCUGAUCAAUACUCGUCAGAAGAUACUAAAAUUCAAAUGAUUUUUCAAUUACAAUCCCAGUUAUAUAACCAACAGUUAGAAUUCCAACAAUUUAAGAAUUCCUUAAACCAAAAUACUCCCGUAGCUAAUAACAAUAAUAACAACAACCAAGGAGAAAAUGAAAAUAAAAAUGAAAAAAAAUUUAAAAAUAAAGAAAAUAUAAAAUUUAAAGUUGAUUCCAUAGAUAAUAUAGAGAUCAGUGAAAAGCCAAUUCAACAAUCAACUCCAAUACAAAAAAAAACAAAUAAAACCACAGAUGAAAUUAAUAAUAAUCACAAUGAAAAUAUUACUACUACUACUACUACUGCUAAUAAUAAUAAUAAUAAUAAUAAUAAUAAUAAUAAUAAUGAAAAUAAUAAUGAAAAUUUUGCACAAGAUUUAAAAGUCGUUGAAUCAAUUUUACAAAAAUAUAUUAGAAAAAAUCGAUUGAAAAAAGAACUUCAUGAAAUUGAGAAUGAUGAGUAUUUAAAAUAUCUUGAAGAAAUUAAAUCAAUUGUAAUUCAAAAAAAUAAUAACAAUAAAAACCAAAAAAUUAAAACAAAUCCCUUGAACAUUACCAAAAGGUCUUUAAAUAAAAAUUUGAAAAACAAGUUAAUUAAUCAUUCAAACAAUCCAUUAAACAAUCAGCUAGAUAUUGACUUAUUCAAAAGAUUAGGACUACAAUCAAAAUCUCCUACAAACGAGAACUCCAAUAAGACCAAUACCAAAAACAUUGAUUUACAAACAUUAAGAUCAAUAAACCCUACUGCAAACAACUUUGAUUUUGAUUUUGAUUUUGAUUUUGGCUUAGUUAACAAUGAUAUCGAUACUGACAUUAAUCCUGAUUUGAAUACGAAUAACAAUAAUAUCUGGAAUGAAGAGCCAACACCUAGCUACAGAGACGUUGAAAACUCAUUGAAAACGCUGCUCUUAAACUUGAAAAAAGAGUAUAAGGAUAAAGCAAUUGAAUGUGCUCAGCUAUCCAAACAAAUACUAAACUCAGAUCCUAAGAACAAUCUCAAGGCCAACACUCGAGCAACCCAAAUCUUGCAAAAAUCUUACGCUGCUCUUGCAAAGAAACGAGAGGAAAUCUACAAAUUGAGUUCUAUCCUAAAGAAAGAAUUGGGAUCAGACUAUGAGGAUUUCUUCAACAACCUGGAUGCCAGUCCUGAAGAUGAUGCUGAUAUUGAGUCUGAAAUCGACGAUGAUUCGAUGAACUGAACAUGCAAGACCAGCUUGGUGCUGUUCAAGAGUCUGGACACACAGCUUCUCACUGUAGCAGCACUUUAGUUAGUGUUUCUGGCGACUGCUGUUAAAUAUUCUACGUACUUUGCUGUUUCUGCUUCCUCUGCAGAUUUAUAGCAAUAAGUUGCGCGCGCAUGCUACUAAAGUGCGCGCGCAACUUAUUCUGUAUCACGGGAGCGCUAGUUAAAUUUUUCAUUUUCCC
Molecule: messenger RNA, 2522 nt
Organism: Ascoidea rubescens DSM 1968
Lineage: Eukaryota; Fungi; Ascomycota; Saccharomycetes; Ascoideales; Ascoideaceae
Exons: 1
Coding region: 224-2296 (690 amino acids)
Source: RefSeq, a predicted model, not a curated record